AACAUAAACAGGCUGACCAGGACCACAGGGACCGGAGGAGCCGAGAAAGUCAGAGAAGACGCUUUUACGCAUGUUAAGAAUUAAUGAUACGGUGGUAAGAGUUUCGCUUUUACGCGUGUGUGGACGUUGUGGUCUGAGCCAUGACCCUCUCCAAGGAGUAUGAAACGUCCCAGCAGACUGGCUUGCCACUGGACGAGGAUGAAGUAUACAUAGCGGGAGAGGACGAGCCUCUCCUUGACCGGCAUCUUCUCUACCGGACGGACAACACCAGGGAGCCUAGCUCAUCCGCCGAGUCCAGCGUCGAACUGGACUGCUCUGAGUUCGACUCAUCUGGGGAGAGCGAGAAUAGUUUCUGUGCAGACACACCUUCAUUGGGAAGACCUCACGGUUCUGUAAAACCCCCGUAUUCCUACAUCGCUCUCAUCACCAUGGCAAUCUUACAGUGUCCUCUGAAGAAACUGACGCUGAGUGGCAUCUGCGACUUCAUCAGCAACAAGUUCCCCUACUACCGGGAGAAGUUUCCGGCGUGGCAGAACUCCAUCAGGCACAACCUGUCACUCAACGACUGCUUUAUCAAGAUUCCGAGAGAGCCUGGAAACGCAGGAAAAGGCAACUACUGGUCUCUGGACCCCGCAUCUGAGGACAUGUUUGACAACGGCAGCUUUCUCCGGCGCAGGAAGAGGUUUAAGAGAAACCAGCCGGAGUAUAUGAAAGAUGGACUCAUGUUUUACCCAAACUUUAGCUGUUACCGGCCUUACUGCGUCCAAAGCCAAGUGAGCGUACCGGCUGCCCCUCUCUGGUAUAUGCCGGUUCAGGACGGGCUCGUGAUGCUACCUUCCUCCUAUCUACCAUACCCGAGUCUAAGCAGCAGCUGUAAGGUAGUUGCCCCCAUGGACUUCAGAAAGCAACUUUGCGCAGCAACUCCCGCAGUACAGAAGGCUGCGAGCGACACACAUACGAAGUGUUCAUUCAGUAUUGACAGCAUUAUGACUAGAACCUUUCCUUAUGUAUCACAUGACUCAAAUCCACAGAACUCUGUUCGUCUUCUCACGGGCCCUGCUUGUUUGGUUCCCGAGCCUGAUUCCAGCUCCAAUGACUCCAUUCUGCCCAAAUGCAAUGUUGAGCGCUGUUCCUUCAAUAACAGAGAAUGUCCAAACGCCUUACCGUAGUUGUUGAAGUGUUUGUUUGUUACAGCUUUAACCAAAGAAACCCCUGUGUUUGUAUACAAGUGAUAAAAUGAUCCAAUGGAGGCACGUUUACGCGUUUCUCAAAGAAAUGAUUUAAUUAAACUGCAUAUUGUUUAUGUUCAUUCAAUGUUGAAUACAGUAUGUCAAAUGAAGUUAAUGUACAUAUGUAGACUGGUAAUAUAUUUGUUAAAAUAUGGUGUCAAUGUGAAAGUGGAACCACUUUUGCCAAAUGUUUUAAAAAUCCAUUGUAUUUUGAUUUUCGUCAUUGAAAUGAAACAAUAAAAAUAGUUUGACCGUACCGUCAGUUUUUUUGUUGUUGCGGUGUUUGAUUAUGCUUAGGCCAACUUAUUUCCUUCCCCACAUUUUAUUACACUUAGAAAUUGACUGCUAAAGAUGCCAUCUAUUAGUACAAAAUAA
Molecule: messenger RNA, 1604 nt
Organism: Salvelinus sp. IW2-2015
Lineage: Eukaryota; Metazoa; Chordata; Actinopteri; Salmoniformes; Salmonidae
Gene: foxd5
Product: forkhead box D5
Biological process (GO): cell differentiation; regulation of transcription by RNA polymerase II; anatomical structure morphogenesis
Molecular function (GO): DNA-binding transcription factor activity, RNA polymerase II-specific; RNA polymerase II cis-regulatory region sequence-specific DNA binding
Source: RefSeq, a predicted model, not a curated record